Olea europaea var. sylvestris is the source of this 1199-nucleotide messenger RNA. Its product is annotated as aquaporin PIP2-2-like. The record is from RefSeq and is a predicted model, not a curated record. Gene Ontology annotation, cellular component: plasma membrane. NCBI's taxonomy places the organism in Eukaryota, Viridiplantae, Streptophyta, Magnoliopsida, Lamiales, Oleaceae. Gene Ontology annotation, biological process: transmembrane transport. The transcript is spliced from 4 exons. The coding region runs from base 83 to 946 and encodes 287 amino acids. Gene Ontology annotation, molecular function: water channel activity.
UUAUCACUACACAGUAUUGAGUAUACCAGCUUCAGCCCUACAACUUCUUCUCUAUAUUCUUCACACUUCCCUCACCCCACGAAUGACGAAAGACGUCGAAUCUCAUGUGGAGCCAGCGGAGGAAUACUCCGCCAAGGACUACCAUGAUCCGCCACCGGCGCCUCUCAUUGAUUUUGAUGAGCUGAGCAGCUGGUCGUUUUACAGAGCACUUAUUGCUGAGUUCGUUGCCACUUUGCUGUUCCUUUACGUCACAGUUUUGACCGUUAUAGGCUACAAAAGCCAGAUUGACCCAGCUCACGGCGGCGACGACUGCGGCGGCGUUGGGAUUCUUGGCAUUGCAUGGGCUUUCGGCGGCAUGAUUUUCAUUCUUGUCUACUGCACCGCCGGUAUCUCUGGAGGACAUAUUAACCCAGCAGUGACAUUCGGGCUGUUCUUGGGAAGAAAGGUGUCACUGAUCAGAGCAGUGCUUUACAUGGUAGCACAAUGUUUGGGUGCAAUCUGUGGUGUGGGAUUGGUGAAAGCAUUCCAAAAAUCGUACUAUCAUAAGUAUGGUGGUGGAGCAAAUGAACUUGCUCCAGGGUACAACAAAGGGGUUGGUUUGGGUGCUGAAAUUAUUGGCACCUUUGUUUUGGUCUACACCGUUUUCUCAGCCACUGAUCCUAAGAGGAAUGCCAGAGACUCCCAUGUCCCUGUCUUGGCUCCACUUCCCAUCGGAUUUGCUGUGUUCAUGGUUCACCUUGCCACCAUCCCCAUCACCGGAACUGGCAUCAACCCUGCUAGGAGCUUUGGAGCUGCUGUCAUCUACAACGAAGACAAGCCCUGGGAUGACCAUUGGAUUUUUUGGGUUGGACCAUUCGUUGGAGCUCUAAUUGCUGCAAUCUACCACCAAUACAUCCUAAGGGCAGGAGCCAUCAAGGCACUGGGUUCUUUCAGGAGCAACGCUUAAGACAAUUGUGCAUUUGUUUGAUGAUUCAUUCUCACAAGUACACGAAAGUGGAGAGGACCUUGAAAACUGCACAUGAAUUCCCUGUGGAUAUAGGGUUUCUUUAAUUUUUAUUCCCAUCAUUUCCCUUUUCCUCUUGUUUUGGAUGUAUUUAAGUUGUGUUGUAUCUUCUCCCUUUUUCUCUCCUUUUAGGUGCUGCUCUAUCUAUGAUGUAACUCUUCGUAAAUAAGUAUAAUGGUUUGUGCUCCCUUCUCUC